Metschnikowia bicuspidata var. bicuspidata NRRL YB-4993 is the source of this 363-nucleotide messenger RNA. RefSeq lists its product as uncharacterized. Gene Ontology annotation, biological process: protein N-linked glycosylation. The coding region runs from base 44 to 310 and encodes 88 amino acids. NCBI's taxonomy places the organism in Eukaryota, Fungi, Ascomycota, Pichiomycetes, Serinales, Metschnikowiaceae. The record is from RefSeq and is a predicted model, not a curated record. The transcript has 2 exons.
CAAGAACCUCUGCUUGGAAGUCUAAGCUUUUUUUGUCAGCACCAUGUCUUUUAUCGAAAACAAGAUCAAGUAUAUUGAUCUCAUCACCGACUUCCAACAAAACUCCGAGCAGAUCUUGCCAAGCAAGUUGAGUCAGUACCAGCUGCUCAUCACUCUUAUUCUCGCCUUACUUUCUUUUGCUUCUGUUGCCCUGACGCUUAUCAACAGAAAGGCGAAUUUCGCGACGUACUUGACGAGUGCCAGUGUUGCUUCGGUCUCCAUAGCGUUGACCAGUAUCUACGCUUGUAACUUCUUUGGUGUAUAUAUUUAAACAGAUAUAAUUAAAAGGAAAUGAAUCGGAAAUUCAGACCGAUUGAAGCUGGC